GGCUUCAGCUCUGCCUUCACAUGCCUCAGACUUAGACUGGUUUCUUGGUCGUGACGCAUCUUCUUAGUGAUACGAGGAAAUUGGCUGCCCACCUGCAAUAUAAGGGCAUCGAGGGAAAUACAUUGAUCAGAAGGAGAGGCAGAAUGAGAGCAAGCACACCCAGCUGACCCCCGCUUGCUUCAGCCACCCACUCCAACACCUUCUUUGCCCAUGCCUCAUUUUUGCUGAGCUCCUAAAGCCUCGGACCUGAUCAAGCCCAGACCUGAGUGGGAAGACACAGCCCCUAGCUUCACCUGGAUGCCACCAUGAGGCCGAUGUCCCUGGUGCCGCUCCUCACCAUCACUCUGCUGGUGUUCAGUGCUGGCCACGUCCUGCCGGCAGUGGCAGAGGGGGAAGGCAGGGAGCAGAAAGUGUGGGCAACAGCGGGGAGCCCGGCCGUGCUGCCCUGCCACCGGAGCCCCGGGAAGGUGGGGAAGAGCUGGAAGCAGCUGCCCGGCAAGACAUCUGUGCUGUGGAAGCGGCAUGGGGGAAGUGCCCACCAGGAGCCACACAUGGUGCUGGAGGUGGGCUACUCGGGCCUCUGCAAGACAGCGCUGCCCAUGAGACCCCGGGUGUCACUCCAGGACUCUGCCUUACGCAACGGCAACUUCUCCCUGCGAAUCGACCCGGUCCGGAGUGAGGAUGCUGGGCUGUACGAGGCACAGGUGGUGUACGGCGUGGAGGUCCGCAGCUGCCGUGUGGAGCUGGGGGUGGUGACAGUAACCCUCAGCCCACCCAGCCCUGUGGUAGAAAAUGAGCCGCUCGUGUUGAGCUGCAACUCCAGCCACCGGGCCAGCCUUGUGGAGACGCGCUGGUUCCACAACGGGCGCCUGGUCCCCACCUCCGCGACCUUCUGCUCCUUGCACGGGGCCCUUUCCAUCCUCCAGCCAGCCAUCAGUGAUGCGGGCUCCUGGGGCUGCCAGCUCAGAUACUCCGACAACGAGAUCAUUUCAGCCACGUACAACCUGCAAAUUCUAGGUUUUGAUGGCCCAGCCAACCCUGUGGUCUACGCUGCAAGCGGCUCUGCAGCUGAGCUACCAUGCACCGUGAGCUACCUUCCCAGUGCCUUUGGGAGCAGCACGGUGACAGCCCACUGGAGCCGCCUCACAGGAGGACACUUGCAAGGCUGGGGCAUCCCCCAGAAUUUGAGCAGCAGAAACUUCCCCCUCCACCUCCCAGCGGUGGGGCCAGCUGACGCAGGGCAGUACCGCUGUGCUGUCUCUGCUGGCAGCAAGACAACCAGCAGGGACAUGACCUUGGCGGUGAUUACAGUCACUCCGAGCAUCCAAGGACCGGUUUCUGAGGGAUGUCACUUGCUGCUCAUCUGCAGCCUCACACACCCCCGGGGCCAUGAACGUUUCCAGUGGAAGCAUCUCGACGCAGCCCCUGCUAACAGCAAGCUGGCUGUGGCCACUUCCCAGCACCAGCAAGGCCACGCACCCCAUAUGGGCCCUACCCUGGAAAUACUCCGGGUGUCACAGGCGGAUAUGGGCAUGUGGGAAUGCAGUGUACAUGGCCCAGAAGGCAGGCUGGGAGCAGUGGAGUAUGGGCUGCAGGUCACAGGUGCCCAGGUCUCCAGCCCUCCCACCAUCUUCAGCGGGCAGGUUACUUUUGGGCUCACACUCACCCUCUUCCUCCUGCUUGCGGUCUGUAUUAUGGCCCUGGCCCUACAAAAAAGGAAGCGGUCUCCUGCCUUCCCAGCACUGGAAGGGAUGGUUGCAGUCAUGGUGCCAAGGAAGAAGGAGGUGGAGGAAAACCAGAAAGAGAAGAUCCAGCAAACCGAGUGCUGAUGGGAGCAGGGACAGCGGGCUCAUCUGCUUGGGAGGAUGAAACUCUGCGUGCCAUGCUGCAGAGAGAUGGGCACCAUGCAGACCUCUCAGGACGGUCUAGGGAUGGCACAAACCGUGAGGCUGUGGGAGCUCUGUACCUGCAGAGGGGCUGGAAGCUGCGUACCAGGGCAAGCCGAGACUCACCGCUGCACCAAGGUGGCAGGCAGCGCAGGCGCUUCGGAGCUGUUGGGAGUAUUUGAGCCAGUAGCUAUUGCCUGCUUCAGUGCCACUUCUCCUGCCCAUCCUCUGCACCUCCUUCAGCCUCUCUCACAGCCUCGCACCAGUGGGAUGCUCAGAUGCGGGCAAUGGCUUGAGCCCACCUACCUGCAGCCCGAUGGCAUUUUCUCCCCCCUGCCCGCUCUCCUCACCCUCUCCCCACAUCACCGUGCUCCUGCACCCACCCAGUGGCAGAGGGGACACCACAGAGGACUGCACGUUGCACAUUUUGAGCAUUUUAUUUUAUCAGAAAUUUGUUUUAGAACCUAAAAUAAAUCUGUCUAACAAAACAACCCGCUAGCCCCGGCGUGUGCUUGUGGAGGACGGUGCCUGUUGACGGUGCCAGUGCACCUCUGCCUGCGUGGGGCAGGUUCUAAGGAUUUUGCUCCCUGCUCUUUCUCUUUCAUUUCUGUUCUACUGAAGCUGCCUGUUCAUUUCUGCCAUUUUCACAGUGGGGUAGAGGAAAUC
Molecule: messenger RNA, 2552 nt
Organism: Falco peregrinus (peregrine falcon)
Lineage: Eukaryota; Metazoa; Chordata; Aves; Falconiformes; Falconidae
Gene: LAG3
Product: lymphocyte activating 3
Exons: 8
Coding region: 306-1829 (507 amino acids)
Biological process (GO): T cell activation; positive regulation of ERK1 and ERK2 cascade; interleukin-15-mediated signaling pathway
Cellular component (GO): external side of plasma membrane; membrane raft
Molecular function (GO): protein tyrosine kinase binding; MHC class II protein binding
Source: RefSeq, a predicted model, not a curated record